GCUCUGCGCACGCAGCCCUCCCAGCGCCGGUGCCGGCCAGCGAGCCCCAGCAUUUCUGCAGACUAGUCCCCGCCCGGGUCCGGCGGGGCCCGCGCCGUGGUUGGGAGGAGUCCGGCGCUGGCCGGCCGCUAACCUGUUGGGGCUGCGGGACCAACCCAGGAGCGACGCGGACCACCGAGAGAGGCAGCCGGCGUUGCGACCCCCAGGACUGCCUCUGUGGAACCCACUAGUCCCGAGCAACCAGCCCCGGAGAGACCCUAAGCCCGCGCGCCCAGCCCCGGGGGAGCCCUCCCCCGCCCCUCGGCCCACCCGGGCCAUGCUCCCCCGGGGCAGCGGCUGAGCCCUAGCCGAGAGUGGGACUGGGACCGGAGCCCGCGCGGAGCAUGGAUCUGGGCUGGGGGCAGUGGGACGUGGGCUGGGCGGCCCUGCUGAUCCUUUUCGCCGCCUCGCUGCUCACGGUGUUCGGCUGGCUGCUGCAGUAUGCCCGGGGCUUGUGGCUGGUGCGGGCCCGCGGGUCCCGGGUUCCGAGAUCCGCCUUAGCUGCUGAGCCCGCGGGCUCCCUGCGGGAGCUGGGCGUGUGGCGCUCGCUGCUGCGGCUGCGGGCUACUCGGGCCGCCGCCCCGGAGGAGCCAGGCAUUCAGGGCCUCCUAGCGUCACUCUUUGCCUUCAAGUCUUUUCGGGAGAACUGGCAGCGGGCUUGGGUGCGAGCGCUCAACGAGCAGGCCUGCAGGGACGGGAGCUCCAUCCAAAUCGCCAUUGAGGAGGUGCCCCAACGCCUACUCAGAGCCAGCAUUAGUCAUGUGACCUGCGUAGACCAAUCAGAGCACACCAUGGUGCUGCAUUGCCAGCUCUCUGCUGAGGAGGUGAUGUUCCCAGUUUCUGUGACCCAGCAGUCCCCCGCUGCUGUCUCCAUGGAGACCUACCACAUCACACUGACACUGCCACCAACACAGUUGGAAGUCAACCUGGAGGAAAUCCCUGAUGAGGGGCUGCUCGUAUCCUGGGCCUUCAGUGAUCGCCCAGAUCUCAGCCUAACAGUGCUUCCGAAGCUGCAGACCAGAGAGAGAAGUGAGGAGCAAGUAGAGCUCUCCACUGUUGAGGAACUGAUCAAAGAUACCAUUGUCAGCACCCAGCCAGCCAUGAUGAUCAACCUCAGGGCUUGUUCUGCCCCUGAAGUUCUGGUACCCAGUGAGAAGCCACCUAUGGUGCCCCAGGCCCAGCCAGCUAUCCCCAGACCUACCCGGUUAUUCCUACGGCAGCUUCGAGCAUCACACCUGGGAAUAGACCUGGAAGGCACUGGCGACCUUUGCUGUGUAGCUGAACUUGACAACCCCAUGCAACAGAAGUGGACCAAGCCCACGAGGGCUGGUCCUGAGGUGGAGUGGACCGAGGAUCUGGCACUGGAUCUGGGCCCCCAGAGCCGAGAGCUGGCCCUCAAAGUGCUGAGGAGCAGCGGCUAUGGAGACACUGAACUCCUGGGCCAGGCCACACUGCCCGUGGGCUCCCCUUCCAGACCACUGUCCCGAAGACAGGUGUGCCCACUCACCCCUGGACCAGGGAAAGCUCUGGGACCCGCAGCCACCAUGGCAGUGGAGCUUCAGUAUGAGGAGGGCUCCCCCCAGAACCUGGGCACUCCCACUCUCUCCACUCCACGCCCCAGCAUCACACCUACCAAGAAGAUUGAGCUAGACCGGACCAUCAUGCCUGAUGGCACCAUUGUCACCACGGUUACCACUGUCCAGUCCCGGCCCCGUGUGGAUGGCAAAUUAGACUCCCCCUCCCGCUCCCCGUCCAAGGUGGAGGUGACCGAGAAGACAACAACCGUGCUGAGUGAGAGCAAUGGCCCCAGCAGUACCUCCCACAGCAGCAGCCCAGGGGACAGCCACCUUUCCAACGGCUUGGACCCUGUGGCAGAGACAGCGAUUCGCCAGCUGACUGAGCCCAGUGGGCGGGCAGCCAAGAAGACACCCACCAAGCGUAGCACUCUCAUCAUCUCUGGUGUUUCCAAGGUGCCCAUUGCUCAGGACGAGUUGGCACUGUCCUUGGGCUAUGCGGCAUCUCUGGAAGCCUCAAUGCAGGACGAUGCAGGGAGCAGCGGAGGUCCUUGUUCGCCUCUCUCAGACCCACCAGCCAUGUCCCCAGGACCCCUAGAGGCCCUUUCCAGUCCCACAAGUGUCCAGGAAGCAGAUGAGACAACACGUUCAGACAUUUCUGAAAGGCCAUCUGUGGAUGAUGUUGAAUCGGAAACAGGAUCUACUGGUGCCCUAGAGACCCGCAGCCUCAAGGAUCACAAAGUGAGUUUCCUGCGCAGUGGCACUAAGCUCAUCUUCCGCCGGAGACCUCGACAGAAGGAAGCUGGUCUGAGCCAAUCACACGAUGACCUCUCCAACACGAUGGCCACACCUAGUGUCCGAAAGAAGGCUGGCAGUUUUUCUCGCCGCCUUAUUAAGCGCUUUUCCUUCAAAUCCAAACCCAAGGCCAAUGGCAACCCCAGCCCCCAGCUCUGAGGGCCCUUCUCGCCUCUGGAGCUAGGAGAGGGCAGGAGUACUCUUAGCCCAUUCCCCACAGCCCAUUCCAUUCCCCUUCCUGGAUUCCCAGCAGCUUGGGCCGGGGAAGCCCUCUGAGUUCCAAGAAGCCCUGUCUACCCUGGGCUGUGGGGCCAGUUGGAAGAGUACUUGCAAUGGGAAGCAUGUGAGACGUGAGCACCCAUUGCUGAGGACAUAGAAGAGGGAGUGCAUGGCUGGGAGUAAGAGGAGGAUUCUGUCCUGGCCUGUGUGGCCAUUCCUCAGAACCAUUUGCCUGCUGUUGACACUGGCCCCUCAGAGGAGUCCAGGGUGCUUAGCUCCUCAGCUGAUCCUUCUUCCCUUAUUUAUUCUCUUUUUCUAUUUAUAUAUGUGGUCCAGGACCCUCAGUGAACAGAUGAUAGAGGGCAUCUCUCCAAGGUAACCCUUCUUUUCUGUCUCAGGAGGGUAGGCAAUUCCCUUUGGGAUGGGGCUCCCAUACCUCCCACAGGUCCCCACUCUGACCAGCACCAGUGUCUGCCUCUGAGGACAUUGGCAACUCAUAGAAAGUCGGGCUGGUGCCCGGGAUGGGGGGCAGGUACUCCCCACCUCCCUGCCUCCCCUUCUGCUCCUCAUCCCUCCUUCCCCUCUAUUACCAUUUUUGUACUUGAUGCCUUCUCCAUGAGCCGUGGCUCUGUUGGAAGGAGGGAUCCAGGAGCCUGGUGGGAAGCCUUCCUGGACAGAUGGCUUUAUUUAAAAAUUGUGUGAUGAUGGAGCAAGAGCAGGGCUGCACCUCUGUAUGUUGGGAGAUGAUGAUGUCCAUUGCUGUGUGAUGGCUUGGAAUUUAAUUUAUUAAAGUCAAAUUGGAGUUUA
Messenger RNA from Rhinolophus ferrumequinum (greater horseshoe bat), 3374 nucleotides. It is a transcript of the gene C2CD2L, whose product is annotated as C2CD2 like. Gene Ontology annotation, molecular function: phosphatidylinositol binding; phosphatidylinositol transfer activity. Lineage: Eukaryota; Metazoa; Chordata; Mammalia; Chiroptera; Rhinolophidae. Gene Ontology annotation, cellular component: cytoplasmic side of apical plasma membrane. Gene Ontology annotation, biological process: positive regulation of insulin secretion involved in cellular response to glucose stimulus. The record is from RefSeq and is a predicted model, not a curated record. The coding region runs from base 384 to 2507 and encodes 707 amino acids. The transcript has 14 exons.